Messenger RNA from Ciona intestinalis (vase tunicate), 2599 nucleotides. RefSeq lists its product as uncharacterized. Lineage: Eukaryota; Metazoa; Chordata; Ascidiacea; Phlebobranchia; Cionidae. The record is from RefSeq and is a predicted model, not a curated record.
CUUAGAUAACACUUGUGUUUUGUAAUAGGUAAUAUUAUACCAAAAUUCAGUAGAAUUUUUAUCUGAUUUGAGUGACAGCAGAAUUCGAAAUGAAAUUGUUGGUUCUUCUCUCCGUUCUUGCGGUGGCGCAAUAUUCCGUCGGACAAAAUUUUGUCAAAGUCGACACUAGUAAGCAAGUCGAUCAAACAUUGGUCGCAGGCUCCAGCGGUAAGCCGGUGGUCACGGCCGCCACACAAAAACUUGAAGCAGUUCCUGGUUUUCUGAACGACUUUAAUCUGAUGACCAGAAUCGCGUUGGUUGAAUCAAAUUACGGGGAAAAUAAUAAAGGAUCGCUGGGUGGAAUUUGGGAGAUUACCACGUCGAUUCAAGCAACUUUGCGUGGAAGUCUCUCUUCGUCGGUUCAAACCAUUGUAAAUGAAGCUGGGUGUAUUCUGGGCCAAGAGAACACCAAUUUGACCAACACAGACUUCAGCACUCCUAUUCGGUCCGCUUUCGCCGCACGUAUAUUCAUCCAACAGAGCGUGGGAUCUUCUGCCAUUCCAAUAACACUCACACAGCAAGCGACAUGGUGGAGCACUGUAUAUAGACCCGGAGCAAAUGCAACCAAAUUUAUUGAGUUGGUUUCGCAAGUAGAAAACGUUACAGUCGGCUGUGCCACUCACAAACUGGACUUAUGGUUUGUCAUCGAUGGCAGCGGAAGCGUCGGUUUUAGCAACUUUCAAGACAGUCUAAGGUUUCUCGCUAGUUUGACAAAACGAUUCACAAUCGGCCCCGACGACGUUCGUGUUGGAUUUUCUGUGUAUUCCUCGACGUCCACCAUACAUAGCCACUUUAAUCAACACAUGAACAAUUCUGCAUUAGAAGCUGAAAUUCUUGGUACUUCAUACACAGGAGGUGGCACAAGCACUGGUAGGGCAAUAAAUGAUGUUUUAAACAACGGAUUCGUGGAAAGAAAUGGGGCAAGACCUGCUUCCGAAGGUGUGCCACGUAUUUUGGUAGUUAUGACUGAUGGUCAGAGCGGCGAUUCUGUGAAGACACCAUCUGAUAAUGUUAAAGCGGCCGGAAUUACUGUGUUUGGAGUCGGCAUUGGUAGUGGUAUAGAUAUCGCCGAAGUCAAUGAAAUAGCGAGCAACCCAGACAGCAGGUACGCUUACGAACUAACUGGAUUCAAUUUGCUGAACGUUUUAAGUCAACGACUCACAGACGAAAGCUGCCUUGCCACUGCAUCUGUUCCGGAUAGCACUUCUAUAUCCGUGUCCAUACAGUCCGGAGAACCACAUUUCUCUAAGUACAGUUUCCCGUCAAACGGUUCAAUCGAAUUGGUGUUCCAAACGCCACCUGGCGGAGCAGGAAUUGUUUACAUUUCUGGCAACGUGGCAAACCCAAGCGCAGCAUUGAACACAAUAUCUUUCAGAAUAACUGUGGGCAAAGUCACAAUUUUCUUGAACGCUGAGGCACUUAGAGGUGGCGUGAAACUUGGAAGCGGUUGUACAACUGUAACACAAAAGGAUAUAUUGGACGUAUUCACCACUGUGCAAAGUACAGGAAACACUAGUCUGAACCUAAAUGUGACUUCGACAUCUAAAAACGAGUCAACAUUACCGGUGCUCGGGCAAGAAUGUACAUACGGUGUAGCUUCUGCGCAAGACACAAGCGCACUACAAACAGUUCAAUGUGGCCCAAACCAGAUCUGUGCAACUUAUUAUGGGUCUGCUUCACUAGAUGGCGCAGCAGCAGAGAACGGAUCUAUAUCAGCUUGUGUAGAUGCGGACCAAUGUGGCGCAAACCACUGCUUACCAGUUGGCAGCACAUUUAAUGGAUAUACAGUCGUUACUUGUGAACGAUCAACCUGCUGUAAUAGUUCCGCUUGUAACCAACCAGUUUUCCCCCCCGCAAAUGUUACAGUGACAUGUCCUGCUGUUCCAGCCAACUCUCCUUUAGCAUUGCUCAAGUCCGAUUUCAUCUGCCAGUAUAUGAAGUGGACGUUCGAGAUACAAAAUGUUUGGCACCCAGUUUUCGACAAUUGGAGACAAAACGUGGCAGGAGUAAACACGCCAUUACCAAAUGUCCAAUGUAUGCAACUUGCUGUGACUUGCAGGAACCCAGGUCAACUCAGAUAUGUUAACUUAAUGUCGGGCACAUGUAGACUGCCCUACUGUGUGGAUGGACAUUAUUUAACCGGUCCUGGAAUUCAAGAGUGGAAAGUGGCGCACAAAUACUGGCAGAACCUUUACACGAUUUGGCAGAAUACAAACGUGGUCGUGUAAUGUGGGAACGUGUAUUAUAUCUUUUGCAUUAUAGCAACCAUAUAUCCAGUAGUUUGACACACAGAAAUUGACAUUAAAGUUCAAAAAGCAGCCAAUUUUAUUUGUAGCAUAAUCGUGUUCAAAUUGUGUGUUUACUAUAUUAGUUAACAAUUAACUCCUAUACCUGUAUUAAAGGCGUCCAAGUAAGAUAAACACGGUCAGCAGCCUGUGAGAGCUCAUGGCAAAAAAAGCGUUAGAAUAAUUUUUGGCGUUUUUUUCUGAUUGCUGAUUAUAAUUUUCUCGCGUAGCUUCAAACUUGUUUCUUUCUUCAAUAAAACACCUCCUGACGCAUC